AUGAGCAUCUACCAUGAUUUAUUAAGGUCAAACCAUCUACGGCUUGCUACCAUUCGUUUGUCAGUAACGCCUGAAGAUGCCGACCUCAAACUGCCUAGCGUAACGCUCAAAACCUACGAAUUUGAGGAGAACGCAAAGCCAGAGUACUACGCGCUGUCGUAUACUUGGGGAAAACCUAGAGAGGAUGUGCCAGAAUACACAGCAGAAAGCCGACGCCCCAUCGUUUUGAAUGGUCAAUCCGUUAACGCCUCACCUAAUCUCUACGAUGCCCUUCUUCAACUUCACCAGUACUUCCCAGACAAACCAGUGUGGAUCGACGCGCUCUACAUCAAUCAAGAUGAUAUCGAUGAGCGCCAGUGUCAAGUUUCUUCUAUGAAUAGGAUUUAUGGCCUCAAAGCUACAGAACGUUUAGCACAGGUCGCCACACGUGAAUCAAAGCGUAUCAUUAAGAAUCAGCAAUUUGACUUCUGUUACCGAAUGGAAGAUAUAAAGUCUCGAUACGGCCUGGCACCAUUGGCCAUGGAAGAGAUCGAUGGCCUUGUCUCACUUUUCCAAUACAGCUGGUUUUCUAGGGUGUGGAUUAUACAAGAAGUUUCUUUGGCCAAAGAAGCUGAGAUUUUGUGCGACGGUUUCACUAUCUCAUUCGAUAAAAUCGGCUACACAGCGGCUUUUUUACACUUGAGUGGCGUGAUAGGGGCCAUUUUCUCAAAGCUUUCAGGAGCUGGACGCAGCUCUCGUAGUACAUGGACCGAUGUGCUUUCAUUAGUCGACAUGACAGCUGGUAUUGAAGUCGAAAAUAUGCGUGGGUCGACAGGGUUGAUAUCUACGACUCUAUUGAAACUACUCAUGUGGACUACUGGCUUUCAAGCUACAGAUACAAGAGACUUUAUAUACGGUCUUUGGGGAGUUUUUCAACAUUUGGCCCAUGAACAAGACGUUACCAUUCCUCAACAUCUCAUGCCAAACUACAACAUACCAGCAUCACAGGUACUUGAAUCCAUCGCGGCUGAGAUACUUGAAGCUACUGGAGACUUGACUCUACUGGCUCUGGUCAAAGACCCAGCUCGGCGUGUGACAGCAGACCUUCCGUCUUGGUGUCCAGACUUUGGUCCGUCUACAGGCAUGAACUCGAUAUUUUCACCGGGCUUCAAAUCAGUGACUCGACCCAAUGCAAGCGGUACGGUACGACAUGGUGCUACCCGGAGAGGCAAAGCUUUCAAAGUUCACGGUAGUCUACUAGGAACGGUGAGGCUUCUUGGCGAAUCUUUCGAGAAGGUCAUAACCUCGGGUGUACACGAUUGGGUAGAAAUAUUACUCAAGACGGGUCGUACCUAUGCACAUACAGGGCAAUCGUCCAUGGAGGCCUUCUGGCGAACAUUGAUCUGGGUCCGUUUCUUACAGACAGUGGGUAUUUGGGUUCUUCUUGCGAGUCGACGCAAGCUGGAGACGAAGUGUGGAUAG
Messenger RNA from Fusarium venenatum, 1461 nucleotides. The record is from RefSeq and is a predicted model, not a curated record. NCBI's taxonomy places the organism in Eukaryota, Fungi, Ascomycota, Sordariomycetes, Hypocreales, Nectriaceae.